AGCAGGAUUGGUAUACAAUAUUGUUAUUGGUAUAUAUUGGUCUAAUUCGUACAUGGAGAUGGGCUGCAAAUGUUUUAACGACAUGAGGAAGCUGCGGCCCUACCAGAGUCACGACUGAACUCUUGCGGUGUUCACACCGAUCCCGCCUAUAAUCCAAAACUGAAACUCGUACCUAUUUCAUCCCACGUAAUAUUGCAUUCCUCUGGUGUUAAUUUCUAUGUAUAUGUGUGUGUGUCUGCGUCUGUGUCUAUGUUUACGUGUUCUGUCGACUGAAGCGUUUUCCACUAUGAAGCCACGGAAAUUCAUGCAUAGAUAGUGUGUCUCACGCUUGUUAUGUGGAGUUGUACUUGGGAGAGGGCACCGAUUACGUCUUCAACUUAAUAUACACAUAGUCGCAUUCUAUCCAUGGAUGCUCUUCUGCGAUUAACAUACAUAUUGUGUAUCACUCCUUUUCUGUGCAGUGAAUAUGGCUACAAAAGCAUUUGCGAGUGUGAAGUCACUGCAGCCCUUCCAGAGGUUCGGACCAACGGCUGCAGGAUUGGCACUGAUUCCGUUUUUGCCAAUGAUCUGCGAUGAACCGGUGGAGAAGAUAGUAGACACGGCGUUUGACACGCUCUGGCCCACUAAAAAGCAUGCGCGUCAGGACUUAGUAGAGUCCGCUCCCGAGACGAAGAAGGAACUAUAAAUGAACUGGCUGGUAUCUCGCAUCUGAGGCGAAAUUAAUAUUUUGGCAUGGAAUGGGAGAAUAAGCUGAGUUUGUGAGAUUCACUCGAUAGUAUCAUUGUCGGUCUCAAUUGCGGAUGAACUGCUGGAGACUUGGAUACCAAUGUGUAGCAUAGAAGCAGACUCGCCAGGACUUAGUAUUGUCCGCCACCGAAGCCGACGAAGAAGUAGAAUGGGGGAUGAAUGUUAGCUGAUUCCAGGAAGUGAACACAACAGGAUGGAGUAAACCCGAAAUCUAGGGUGAAUCUGGCUAGAUCUGUUUAUGAGGAACGGUGGAAAACAUAGUCGACACAGUAUUCACCACAUCACGACCUAUCGAACAGCAUGCAUAAAAUGACUCAGUAGAGUCCACUGUCGAGGUGUAGAUUGAAGUGUAACCCUAUGAGAUCUGCGUUGUAUAGUACAUGUAGUAUGAUGAACAGUAGGGAAAUAAACAUAUGCAUUGCUAGUAUAUA
Molecule: messenger RNA, 1178 nt
Organism: Sphaeroforma arctica JP610
Lineage: Eukaryota; Ichthyosporea; Ichthyophonida
Exons: 1
Coding region: 467-685 (72 amino acids)
Source: RefSeq, a predicted model, not a curated record